Sycon ciliatum is the source of this 3532-nucleotide messenger RNA. Its product is annotated as histone-lysine N-methyltransferase 2D-like. Gene Ontology annotation, molecular function: signaling adaptor activity. NCBI's taxonomy places the organism in Eukaryota, Metazoa, Porifera, Calcarea, Leucosolenida, Sycettidae. Gene Ontology annotation, biological process: signal transduction. The record is from RefSeq and is a predicted model, not a curated record. Gene Ontology annotation, cellular component: cytoplasm. The transcript is spliced from 4 exons. Bases 294 to 2765 code for a protein of 823 amino acids.
CUGGCUGUAACAUAAAGCAGCAUCAACAGGCUCUGGCUCAGGUACAAAAUAGGCCUUCGCUGCUUUAGCUAAGCUUGCAGUCACGUUCCCGGCAACACUGAACAGUGUCAUGUAGAAAAAGACUGAGUGAUUGGACUGAGCAUGAGAGGGCCGAAACAAGUAAGAAGUAACGUUAGUUGAUUGGAAAGCUAGUGCGACGUGGGUGAGUGAGCGACAUUAACGACGACGCUCAGCUACCGCGUGUGAGGCGGGUUUUCUUUUGGAGAAGCUGGCAUCAUUCGGAGGUAUACAAUAUGGGUGGUGGACGGCCGUUGCUUGAAGGGUGGCUGACGAAAUCACCGCCGUCGUCAGGAACCGGAUUGAAGAGAUGGCGAAAGCGGUGGGUCGUGCUACUGCAAUCGAAGGUCCUCGAGUAUUACGAGGAUGACAAGAAGUCUAAGCAGAAAGGAUCGGUGAAUUUGGAGGACUGUAUCGCAAUCAGGACGGACUUAACAACUGGCAAGAACAAGGGUAAGAAUAUGUUCUGUGUGGAGACCCCGUCACGCUUCUACUACUUCUGCGCGGAGUCGAAGCAACGCGAGGCUGAAUGGGUGGCGAAGAUGAUGGAACUAUGCAAUUUCCCCAUCACAGAAGCAAAUGCAAGAUGCCAAACGAUGGCCGGAGUUUCCAUUGGAAACUCAUCAAGGCCGAUCAGCGAAAACACGGCAGCAAUGAACGGCUCAAUGACGCUGCCGAACUCUGCGCCUAAACCGCGGUCACUAACUGUCGGCGCCUUGAACAGCACGAGCAGCACACCGACGGCGGCAGAGUUCGGGACUGCGGACGACAAUCGGAGAGCGUCGAACAGCGUAGCACACCAAACUGCCCCCGGAAGUGAUUACUACUUGGUGGGCGAGGGCACCGAUGUUACCGAUGUUACCGACGGGCCUGUGCCACCGCCACCCUCGCAGCCCGUGGAGAACGGAGUAGAGUCAGCGGAACGUCUUGCCGGGCGUGUGCAGAGCAUGCAUCUUGGCCGGCCGAUGACGGAGCACGAGAUGAGAGCACUCGAGUCCUACGACGUAGUACCGCUGUCGAACACCAAUGGUGCAGCAAGGAACAGCCUGCGCGGUGGCAGCAUGCGUCACACGCUGCAUCGAGAAACCUCGUCGAGCAGCAACGUGGCAACGUCACCUGAGCGCUACGUGGACUUGCCUAAGGCCCAGUCGGCGGCCAUCUUGAUGUCGUCCGAAUCGCCGGCGCACACCAUUGCACCGAGUCCGUACCAGUACCCACCGCCUCCGCGGCGUGCAAACACGAGCGACUCGGCCGGCUCCUCGGCACCGGCCACGUCAGGCAUGCAUGUUCAGCCAGUGGGCGCCACCGAUCCGAUGAGCGCGUACAGUUUUCCGCAACCGGCCACGUCGGGGAUGCAUGUUCAGGCAGUGCCGGCGGCAGUGGGCGUCACCGAUCCGAUGAGUGCAUACAGUUAUCUACCGCCGCCACGAGCGGCGUCAACUGUAUCGCCGGAACAUCAGCUACAGCAACCAGGCGACGGACAGCAGCAGCAGCCGCGACCUGUUGGCUAUGCAUUGCUAGGACCCGACGACUUGAAAGCGCCACCACCAGUCAUUAACCGAAGCUCCAAACCUCGCACGGACUCUAUGUCUCCUCCAGAUCCAGACGCACCCAACAUUGACAGGAGCAGUAAGCCGAAGACCACCCAGUCGACACAGAGCACCGACUUAGACGGCAUGGAGUUUGAACACAUACCCGUGCCGACGGCGGGCUCAAAGCGCUUCUCCCGGCUUGGCUAUUACGACAUCCCACCGACGGCAGUGACCCCCAUGACUAUGCAGCUAGUCACACAGUACGGCGCAAGUACGUUACCUGUGGUCAGCUCGCGUUUCUCCGAGGGCGACCCGGUCGGCAACUACGACAUUCCGCCAAACUUCCGACCAGGGCCGACCCUGAACGGUGGUGGUGCUCCGCAAGCCGUGCCCGUGCACAUCGUAUCACCCGAGCAGCAACACGUGCUGAUGUCGGGGCAGCUGGGAAACGUGGCAAUCCCACUGGAUACAGCCUUCAUGAUGCCUGGACAAUACCCGCAGCAAUUGUAUAACUUUGACCAGUUGCAGCCGCAGCAGCAGCAGCACGCGGGCAUGGAGAAUGUGCCGAUGCAGAACUAUGACUAUCCGCCAGGGUCCUCGCAGCUACGACACUCGGCGGACCCGAACCAGCACUACGACAUUCCGCCGCCACCAGUGGCCGGACAGGAGCUUCCACCGCCAUCAUCUGCCUACGACUAUCCACCACCAGCGUCAUCGCGGGCCAGCAUCCGUGGAUCCAUGAGUGCAGGGCGCAUGCAAUCGCCGGAGAGCACGUACAACUUCCCGCCGACACCGAUUGCAGCCAACCAAAUCCCCACGGCCAACUACAGCUAUCUACCGCCGCCAGUGAAAGCCGUUUCUCCGGACAUGGCUGCCUACAGCGUACCUCCAGGCGUCGUGCCAGCACGUCCGGACAAGCCUGUGUCACUGCGGACAAGUGCGUCGGCGCCUCAGUUCAAUCCGUCCGAGUACAAUGGCAAUGGAGCUGGCCCAGCGGAAGGCGGUGAAAUGGAGUACAUGGUGAUGGGGAAUGGUGCUGGUGCUGCUGCUGCUGGCGGGGCGCAGAUGGACGACCAGUACACCGACAUGCGCAACACGGGUCCCUCGGCAGCGGAUGAAGCGAUCAGGAUGGUUUCGGGAGGCCCGCCACCGCCGCGCCCACCAAAACCAUCGUAGUCUUUUCAUCCAGCCAGCUGCGAUGUCGGCAGUUAACUGCACUGGUUUUGAUAUACUUGUAACGCCAGUGGAUCUUGAAAUGCACAAGCACACUCAUCCCCUGCCUGGAAAAAUAUAACCAGACCGAGCUUGGCCUGUCCGAUACUUGCUUGCAGUGCCAAAACAACUCAUUCUAGCUGAGCCAUCAUCACUUGAGAAAGAAAUAGAGAUAAGGAGAGAGAGCGUGAGCAAGCGAGAGAGUGAGAAUGUGUCAGUGAGAGAGUGUGUGGGAGAGAGAGAGAGAGAGAGAGAGAGAGAGAGAGAGAGAGAGAGACUCGCAUAGCACCUAAUGACCCGAUACCUUAGUUUACACACCUUCUUGAACGAACGAACUAGUCAUGUUGAUGGUCUACUGUUUACAGUGCCGUCUAUACCCACAAAUGACUAUGCUGCAUGGCGCUACUCUCUGCUCGCCAGCAUAGAUCCAAUGAGGCGUGCAACGCACUGGGCUCAAUUAUGCAUCAUGUGUCGCUCACGCAUGGCAGAAACUCCCAUUUUGAUUUAUAUUUUCUCCUUGAGCUCUCUGAUGUUUAAAGUCUCAUUUUCAAUUUCUAUCAAUCGCCCCUCAAAGAGAAAAUUUAGAAAUCUUGCCUGUAGAUAUUCAGCUUUUUCAUUCGUAACAAAUUUACUGACAACUAAGUUACUUUUGUUUUGCAACCUGGAACACGGUGUUCCCCUGUGCAUUGUGAAUGUGUAUUUGGAUUUCAAAUAAGACAUUGCCACGUUGA